This is a messenger RNA of Nothobranchius furzeri (turquoise killifish), 5454 nucleotides long. RefSeq names its product DISC1 scaffold protein (gene disc1). Gene Ontology annotation, biological process: neuron migration; cilium assembly. NCBI's taxonomy places the organism in Eukaryota, Metazoa, Chordata, Actinopteri, Cyprinodontiformes, Nothobranchiidae. The record is from RefSeq and is a predicted model, not a curated record. Gene Ontology annotation, cellular component: mitochondrion; microtubule; centrosome.
CCCACAUGAUCUUGAAAGAAAAUUGAAACCGAUAACUGGGAAAUAAUCGGUUGCAGUAACAUAAUAUUUAUGUUCAGAAUGAUUGAAAUGAAAAAUGAUCAAAAUACAAAAAACAACAGAGAUGAAUUCACCUAAUGAGGCAAUUUGAUAGGUUGUGUUAGUGAAACUAUGAUGAGCUUGUAAAAUUCAGUUGCCUUUUGUUUUCUAACUUUUAACGGGUACAACCCACUAAUGAACGCAUUAAUGAAAGUAUUAUCGUUUUUAGUGGAUUCUGCAUUUAAUUCUGCAUUCUCACUCUGGUUUCCUACAUUUGAAAAGUAAUUCCUUCUCAGCCUGGACUGGUCAUCCUUAUUCAGAAUAAUUAUCUUAAUAAUUUUUUUUAAAUCUAUUUCCUAGAUUAAACAUUUCUUUUGAUGUAUUUUUUGUUCAAUUUGUUAGACAAAAUAGGAUAUUUUUAUGUUUAUGAGGUGAAAACACAAAAGAAAAAAGCCCAGGAUUCUGAAGAUGGACCUGUUCGUGUUUAUGUGACUCCUUUCUGUUCAGCUUUAGGUGUAAAUUGAAUGACUUUGAAGCGGUACAAGCAUAAUACAUAAAUACAGUUCCACUGCGGCACGACCCUCAUGUGACCACACGGGAAGUGAAGCUCGGUGCCGAUAAUCAGUCCUGGAAUUUCACACAUGAAAUUAGAGUUUCCUGUCAACUGAAUGCUCUUGUUUUCAAAUAGACACAGCAGAUUUUCACUUCCCCAUUUCUGUGGCUGAAGCUUGUCACAAGUGGCGAGAUGUUGCACAUCUGUCUUCUCAGUGGGGUGCUGACAUGCAGAUGUGCUGGUGUGCUUCUGCAGACCUAGUUUCUCAGAUUGUUUGUGUUUUUACGAGAUCCUCUGCGUUGCUUUGUUGUUUAGCUGGAGCCAUUUUAGCGGCUGACGGGGAAGUAGGACUUCACACGGAGGAGGGCCUCUUUUAUCUGCAGAGGUGGCAAAGCGUCAGGGACAGCUGGCAGCUCUGGACGUAAGAGGCUGCACCGAAGACCAGGCUACAUGAGAGGAGACCAGUCCAGACUGCAGGUCACUGUUCAUGGCCAGGAGGAGGAGGAAGAGGAAGAUGAGGAGGAGCGCAUCACUCCCAUUAGGAAUGGUGAAUCUGGACGUCAGCAGCUGAGUCAAACCCCUCCUCUCAAAGCGUUUUUAACGAACCAGUUGCGAGGCGGUAAACCCACACUGACUAGUAGGAACUUUCUUAGUUCCGUCAGCCGUCCCCGUCCCUCUGGUUCUGUUCAGAGUACUUUGACCCGUCCAGCUCAGUCCUCACUCCCACAGAAAGAACUCAGGUUAAGUUCGAGUCCUGCUCGUCAGUCCUCUCCAGAGGACUCCUUUAACUCCAGUUUCAGCUUCAUCCAACAGUCUCUCAGCUCCGGCCAGAGGACCGACACAAAUGCUGCACCUGUUCAGAAAGCAGAACCAUUAAAUCAACCGUCCAGAACACCAAACCACACAGCAACAAAGACAAACACUUUCCUCAUGGAGCACAAACAGUCGACUCCUGUCCCUCCAUCUGGAGCCAGCCGGGGAGAGAAGGAGGAGACUUCAUCAGGCGAGAGGUUCAUGUACCAUCUUCCUGACUGUGAGUUCCAGCCUCCUGAUGUAGAAGUCACUUCCUCUCUGUCGGUGGACUCAGAUACCGCGUCCGCCUCUUCUGUCACCUCCGGCUAUGAAAGCGCCACUCCUGCCUCGGAGCAGGGCUGGGACACCCUGGUGAAGAAGUACGAGGGCGUGCUCCAGGACUGCCUCCAAAGCAACCGCACCUACACCAAGAUUGAGUCCAUGAUGUUAAAGCUGCAGCGACUGCAGCAGAAAGCCAUUCUGGACGACGAUUACGAUGCAGCUGAGCGCUUUGGGAAGAAACUGGAGGAGCUGUGUAGAGAGCGUGGAGCCCUGAAGCUUGGUUUACCCUCCAGACAGCCCAGCGUGGCUUUGUUCCUGGAGAGGCUCAGACAGGUGGUGCACGGCGCCAUCCAGAGGAAUGACUGCAGUCAGCGCAAGGCAGAACCAGACACAGGGGAGCAGUCCGACCUGCUGCAGCAGCGGGAUCAUCUGAUCCAAGAGAAACGGCUGGUUGAGGGGCAAAUCUCAGAGCUGCAGCAGAGGCUUGCAGAGCUGAAGGAGCACAGUCGAUACCUGGAGCAGCAGAUCCAGCUGGAGGAGCAGCAGCUGGAGGCGAAGGAGCUGGAGAGCUCCGUGCUGCGGAGCUGUACCAUGGCUCAGCUUCGAGACAUGAGCAGAACCCUGCAGGACCUCAUCACAUCUGAAAACAGAGCCCGGAUCUCCGUCUGCCCUCCACCCUCCACCUUCAGACUGCAGGAGCAGGAGCAGGUGUUAAACCUGUCCAUCAAGGAAGCUACAGCUAAAGUGGUCAUGAGUCAGAGGCUGGGCAGCAGCCUGAGGAGAAAAGUCAGCGAGACCGACACGCAGCUUUUGGCGCUGCAUGAAGCCAAACUGGCAGCCAUCUCUGGUAAUGACUUCAGCAGCGCCAAGGAGCUGAAGGCUGAGAUGAAGGCGGUGUACCUGGAGCGGGACCGGCUGGAGGCUUUGGCCAAGAGGCUGCACAGCCUCAGCUCAGGGAGCAGCCAGGAGCUGGCCGGGAUGAAGGAGCAGCGGCAGCAGCUCAGGCAGGAGCUGGAGCAGAGGGAGGCGCAGCACGAACGCCGGCUGAAAGAGAACACCGUCAAGUACGUGGAGCUGUUGGAGGGCAGGCUGCACAGUUGUGGCUGCUCUGGCUUGGAGCGGAUUUGGGAAGCUGACCUGGAAGUGUGUCACCUGUUCUUGCGUGGUCUGCAGUUGCGAACUCCAAGCUGCAACGAAGCCGACAUUGAGGACCUCCCCUCUGCACACGUUGGUCUUCCAAUCCCACCUUGCACCAAAGAAGAAGAAGAUUGUGCCAUGCUGACAGCUCUUGGUGGACGCUGGUGUCCUGAGGCCAACUUACAGAACUCAGAGUUCACAAAGAAACUGGAGGAGUUUUUGUUCUGCAUGGAGGAAAACCACGCAGAGGAUGUGUGCAGCGAGGCGGAGGCUGCAGACCUGAUGGAGCGCUGUGAGCUGAUCAGUGACAGACUGAUGGCCUUGGAGGACGAACUGCAGACGGCUUUGCUGAAACAGGAUCGAGCCCUUACCCAGUCCUUAGAAACAGAAGUUCAGCAGGUAAAGUCCACUUUACAGGCCAUGCUCGCACAGCUGAAGGUGGAGGAAGAGGAGGAAGAGGAGGGAGAGGAGCUGAAUGACCUGAUGAAGAAUGGGACUCUAGAGGAGGAGGAGGAGGAGGAGGAAGAGGAGGACCAGUACUUCAGUGACAGCUGGGACAUCUGAACCUGGAGCAACAGCAAGAAUCUGACCUUGGUGUUGAAUAAAAGUGACCUCAUUAUCAGUUUACAGAUUAGCCAAGGGGCUUAAAUGCCUGCGCGACAUUUAGUGGAACUGCAAAAGGAAAUAAACAUCAAGGGUUUGAUUGGCAGUACAGCCGUGGCCACCAGUUUUACAUCAUUUAGUCAUCCUGAAGUAGGUCUUUAAACCUAGAUUUAACUACUAGACAUCCAAACAGGGCCUGGAAAUGCAAACCAGAACAAACUGCUGUCCCCCUAGUGGCUGGCUGCAGCGUUAGUUUUAAAGGAGCAUGGCGUAAUCAUUCCACAGUGAAAUAAUCACAAAACAGUCUAAUGACUCAGUCAUGGAAGGAAGGUCACAAAGAAACAGCUUUCAUUCUCAGCUAACUAGGGUGUUGUCAGUUUUUCUCCCUUAAAAAAACUAAAGAUGGACGUAGCCAGCACUCCGCCCACGCGCAUCUGGCACUGUGCGUAGGGCACCAACUGAUCAACCUUACCCCCCCCCCCCCCAGCUCAAACACCAGCCGUGUGGUUCAAUCUUCAGUGGUCUCCAGUAGGAAUGAAUGUCCUGUAAGUCGUUGUCGGGGGGGAAAAAUGUACCGGUGCACCUUUUUCAGGAGCUAGAAGUGAGCCACAUCGCAGCUGAGCUUCAGACGGCAGGUUUUGUAGUCUAUUUUUUCUGAUAUUUAGACAUUUUGCCCCAGAUUGGAGAACAGCAACGCAAUUCUACCACUGACUUGACUUCCAACACUGAUAUCUACCUCCACAAAUAACACAAGCCUGGAGGAUUUUCUGCUGUGUGGUGGAGUUGCUAAUGCUAACGGUUAGCUUCUACUAAUCCAGACACUCUCAGCUGCUUCUUGGACGCUAAACCAACAACAACCUUCCCCGCCACGGGUCUAGAUGGGUGAGUCCAUGAACGUUAAGUGACAGAAAAUAGACGGUGAAACUCUAGGAUUUGAAAAUCCUGACAGAUCUACGUCACACUAUCAGAAGCUAAUGCAGGAGAUAGGUGUAGGAGACUAUUUUCAUGUUCAGCCUGCAUGUUAAACUCAGAGUGACUGAUUGUAAUCAGAAAUAAUCAUAAAAAAUGGGGUUUCAGUGAACUACGCUUGUUUGCUGCUGUUCUCGACUCCAGACCCUCCUCCCGAAGUCUCCUCCUCGAUGUGCUGCAGAUCUCUCACACCUGCCAGCGGCACCUUCUGGUCAAACUCUGAAGUUUAUGCAAACUGAUGACAUUUGUGUCAUUCUGAAAACUCUUGGCCGCCACUGUGUCUAUGAAAAGGUUCCAGCUUGCAGACACUGACAUGGGAAUUAUUUUUCACUUUACAUGUUUUCGAGUAUAAAUAAUGCAUCAAAGGUAAAAAAGUGACAUUUUAGUCCGUUUUGCUUUUCUUUUUGGGAAAUUUGGUUUCAGUAACACUUUGACCAGCAACGUUCAGAUGAGUCAACAUCAGCUGGACAACAUGAGGACAAUCUAAGCUUUUUAACACGUUUGCACUCAAACUAAUGCACGUUUAGUUUUUAAACCACUCAUGAGUGUCAUCUGUACACGUGGGCUCCACUUACAAGUGAUGCUGUUUUAUCAAAGUAACUUGUGGUGCUAAAAAUGUGAGCAAGCUUGAACACUUUAUUUUCUUUGUGUGGAAAAUGCAAUAUUUAGUAUUUUAAAUUGUUUUUGUGCACAAAUGUGAAAAGAUAAUAUGUGUUAUUUACAUUUAAAAUCACAGCAGUUAUCCACUUUUCUGCCUGUUGAUUCGAUGUAUUUCUGAGUGUUUUUUCCCCUCUCGAGUUUUGCCAGGAAUAUAUUUUUAAUUUACGGUGCAGCCUGAAGUCACUAUAUGAUCUUUCAGCUUUCCUCCUAACAGCUUGUCACUAAUUACAACAUCUAGUGUUCAGUCUGACGCUGGGCCCUGCUGCUUUUCUGCUUCUAUUGAAUUAUAAAUCCCCGCUGGUGGUUUAUUAUUUUUCUUCCCCCAACAUAAAAUGUGUGGGCAUGCUGCCAGGCUUGUGAGGGCAGCGUUGACAUGUAGGAGAUAUCAGCACGUGAAUAAAGGUCCUCUAGUUCGUUCUGUA